Molecule: messenger RNA, 1083 nt
Organism: Penicillium cataractarum
Lineage: Eukaryota; Fungi; Ascomycota; Eurotiomycetes; Eurotiales; Aspergillaceae
Exons: 5
Coding region: 1-1083 (360 amino acids)
Molecular function (GO): O-methyltransferase activity
Source: RefSeq, a predicted model, not a curated record
AUGGAAGGCAUUGUCGCUCAGGUCAAGUCAUUGGCCCAAGGAGUUGAUGGGGCGACCCACAACUCUAUUCUCCAGAGCCUCCGUGAGCUUUAUCUUUCGCUUGAAACUCGCCAAGAUACGAUGCAAAGAAUAUCUUAUGCGCACCUAGAGCCGAUCCUGGUUAAAAUUGGACUAGACUUGAAUCUUUUCAACAUCCUCGCUGAAAGCGAAACACCCUUAACUAUUGGCCAGCUUUGUGAUCGAACUUCCGCUGCGUCGGAUUUACUAGUUGGGGCUGUCAAAGAGACCGGCGAAGACACCUUUAUGGCCAAUAAUAUCACCAAACACCUAAGUGAUAGCUUAGCUCCAGCACUACUUGCAUUGCCCGAGUUCUUAGCCCAAACUAAGUACCAAGAUAUUACGUCUCCGGUCAACACUCCACUUCAAAAAGCCUUCAAUACCGAUUUGCCGGGCUUUCUCUGGGCGCAAACACAGCCAGAUGUUUUCCGGUAUUUCAAUCAGUUCAUGAUGGCACAACAUGCAGAUAUGCCGCAUUGGCUCGAUUCUUAUCCAAUUGAGCAGAGGUCUCAAGGCCUGGAACCAGAGCAAACUCUGUUCGUCGAUAUCGGUGGUGGAAUUGGCCACCAAUGCAUGGCGCUGAGGGAGCGACUACCAACAGUCAAAAACAAGGUCAUCCUCCAAGAUUUGGAUGUUGUUGUUGCCCAGGCAAUCAAACAUGAAGGGGUCGAGGCAAUGGCGUAUGACUUCUGGCAGCCUCAGCCAAUCAAGGGCGGUCGAUUCUACUACAUGCGCAACAUUAUGCAUGACUACCCGGAGGAGAAAGCAGUCAUAAUUUUGAAGAAUGUUAUCUCAGCCCUUGGCACUGACUCGGUCAUUCUGAUUGACGAUAUGGUCCUACCGGGAAGCGGAGUUCAUUUUCAUGCAACCCAAAUCGAUAUCACCAUGAUGUCUGUACUAGCUUCCCAUGAGCGGACGAUAACACAGUGGUAUGCUCUUAUUGAGAAAGCGGGCCUCAAGAUCAAGCAAAUCUAUACCUACAACACCAGAUAUGAUUCGGUCUUGGAGUGUGUACCUGCUGAGUGA